Zingiber officinale is the source of this 456-nucleotide messenger RNA. RefSeq names its product polyamine oxidase 3-like. Lineage: Eukaryota; Viridiplantae; Streptophyta; Magnoliopsida; Zingiberales; Zingiberaceae. Bases 1 to 312 code for a protein of 103 amino acids. The record is from RefSeq and is a predicted model, not a curated record. The transcript has 4 exons.
AUGGGUGAUAAGAAUGGACCUUGCUGGUUGCAUGGUGUCUGCAACGAGAAUCCAUUGGCAUCUUGGAUUGGAAGACUUGGCCUACCAAUUUAUCGAACUUCUGGUGACAAUUCUUUCUUGUAUGAUCAUGACUUGGAGAGCUACGCACUCUUUGAUGGUGAUGGACAUCAAGUGCCUCAAGAUCUAGUGGAAAAAGUUGGUAAGGUGUUUGAAACCAUUCUGGAAGAGGCUAACAAACUCAGGUAUGAAACAAAUGAAGACAUGUCUAUAGCACAGGCUAUUAAGCUAGUCAUGGAGAGGCAUUCAAUAUGAUGCAUUAUUAAUGAAUUAAGUCUACUUUAUGAGAUUUCAGAUUUUUUUAUUAUUCAUAGGCAUUUAGUUUAGAUCAAGUGACAUUUCUUUAUCUUCUUCUUACAGGUGGAGUUUGAAGGAUUAGGAGAAUUAAGAAGCAAGGAU